This is a messenger RNA of Enterobius vermicularis (human pinworm), 738 nucleotides long. Lineage: Eukaryota; Metazoa; Nematoda; Chromadorea; Rhabditida; Oxyuridae. The record is from the annotation of a GenBank genome assembly.
AUGGUCAAUAAUAACUUCCUGGAUAUUGGCAGCAAUAUGGAGCCUACCACAGUUUUUAGUCUGGAAGACGUUAAACGUCUAUCCGGAGCAUCCUGGUGGAUGGAUACAGUGUUCAGAUGUUUGGUAUUGGUAUUUUGGGGACCAUUGGUAGUUAUGAUGAUUAGUUAUAUAUUUAUUGCUGUUCGUCUAUUGCAGUAUUCUAUGACGGAUCCAUGUAAAAAGAUAGACAAUCUAAAAAAGCCAACAGAAGCAAAAUAUGUAGCCGGACAGCCAAUUCAAAACAAUGAAAGUAUGUUUUCAGAUGGAGGUUUGGAAAAAUCAAGAGGAAGCAUAGAUCAAAAAAAUGUUGACUAUGAUGAAUCUGAAUACUCGUUGAAGAGUAACAAGCAAACAUCUAAGCAAGCCUCAUCAUACUGUUUCAAAAAUGUCUGUUGUGUUGAUGCAUCUGAAGAGGAAAGCUUAGAUACAUCAUUGUACCAAUUUUUCUUUUUAGGAGCAACACCUAGACGUUCAACAGUUCCAGUCUGGAGACGACAACUUCGGAGUCGUGUAUUUCGAACAACACUGUUGGUGGUAAUCACCCAUAUAACAUUUUGGUUCCCAUAUAACUUAUACUCAAUUAUGCGGUAUAUCGAUGUUCAGCUUUAUGAGCAGAUGAGUGAUCAUGCUAAUGUUUUUAAAGAUUUGCAAAUUGUUAUUGCGCUUGUCAACCCAUUUUUGUAUGGCUUUUCUACUUAG